Penicillium cataractarum is the source of this 744-nucleotide messenger RNA. RefSeq lists its product as uncharacterized. NCBI's taxonomy places the organism in Eukaryota, Fungi, Ascomycota, Eurotiomycetes, Eurotiales, Aspergillaceae. The record is from RefSeq and is a predicted model, not a curated record. Bases 1 to 744 code for a protein of 247 amino acids. The transcript has a single exon.
AUGGACAUGGGAUUUUCAAAGAAGUAUCUGCCCGUGCCUGAAGCAGAACCAGAUGAUGAUACUAGCAGCGAUGCGACUGUGACGAACCGCCGACGGCGUCACUCAACCUCGCUAUUUUUCAAGCAAAACCUAGCCGCAAUCACCGUCAGCAGCCUCCUUCUCAUCUUAAUCCUGCUAGUCUUCACCAUCAUCGCUAUCCUCACAUUCGAGCCUCUCCGUGAGAUUCUCAUCGUCAAAUCGCCCCAAUUCAACUCAGGCGAUCUGCGCGGCCAGAGACAAUGUCUCCCAACAACCCCUCGAACAACACUCUCCUGCGGCAAUUCUACGGCUGAAGCUGAAUCCCUAGGCUGCAAGUACGACCCGCUGUCCGCGUGUUGGCUUCAUCGAGAGUGUCCGCACUACUAUUCUAAGGAGUUUGAGACGUUCAAUGCUGGCAAGCCAUUCAUUUAUUACUACGAUGAAGCUAUGACCCGCCAGAUGAAAGAUUUUGAUGAAGUUGGACACAAUACUCAGGGGUUCUAUUGGACUUCUUUGCGCGAGCAUCUGGUACAUUGUCUGUAUCUUCUGAGACGUGGACAUGAUGUUCAUAUGCGUGGAGAUCGACUUGAUGAUAUGCUUGCUAAAAUGGAGCAUGUGGAUCAUUGUACGAAUUUCUUGGCUAAUUGGUUUCGGCGACCGGAUCCUGCGUUGGAUUAUCCGGUUGGUACGCAGGGGACGACAAAUUGUUUCAUGUCUUGUAGUUGA